AUGAGGAACCUCAUCGUCGCUGCCUUUGCCGCUGGCAUCUCUGCAUGGACCUACACCCCAAACAUUACAUACUCGGCGGCCAUCUCGGUCAAUGCAUUCCAGAAGUAUCAGACCAUGAUCGGUGGUGGAUGUUCAGGUGCAUUUGGCAUUGCAUGUCAACAGUUCGGCUCCGUUGGACUCUCUCCAGCAAAGCAAGAACUCGUCACUCAAAUUCUCUUUGAUGAGAACAUCGGGGGAUUGUCGAUUGUUCGCAACGAUAUCGGGUCAACUCCAGGUCAUAUUCGUGGGGACGUCGCAUCCAUUCUCCCAGUCUGCCCGCCAACCCCAGCAGGACCGUUCAAUUAUGUCUGGGACGAAAACGAUACAUGCCAACUGCAGCUUACUCAGACGGCACUCAAGUACAACCCCAACAUUUAUGUGUAUGCCGAUGCCUGGUCUGCUCCCGGGUGUAUGAAGACAGUUGGCACAGAAGAUGAAGGCGGUCUCAUCUGCGGCGUUAGAGGCAGCAGCAACUGCAGUGGUGACUGGAGACAAGCCUAUGCCGACUAUCUGGUGCAAUACGUCAAGUUCUACGAGGAGGAAGGCAUUGAAGUCUCACUACUCGGCGCUUACAACGAACCGGACUUCAAUCCUGUCACGUAUGCUUGCAUGGAGUCCGACGGCUAUCAAGCAAAGGAUUUCCUGGAGAUCUUGUAUCCGACAGCAAAAGCGGCUUUUCCCAAUAUCAGUGUUGCGUGCUGCGACGCCACUGGUGCUCGACAGGAGAGGAACAUUUUGUACGAGCUGCAACAAGCAGGCGGUGCGGAUCUCUUUGAUGUUGCUACAUGGCACAACUAUCAAAGCAAUCCUGAGAGACCGUUCAACUCUAAUGGAAAGCCGAAUCUGAUGACCGAGUGGGCUGAUGGCUCUGGACCAUGGAACGCCAACUGGGAUGUGUCUGGACAGCUCGCCGAGGGAUUCCAAUGGGCGAUGUACAUGCACAACGCCUUCGUGAACUCAGACACCUCGGGGUACACGCACUGGUGGUGCGCGCAGAACACGACGGGCGACAACGCCCUGAUCAGGCUCGACUACGACGAUUACUUCGUGUCGGCCCGCCUAUGGGCGUUUGCGUCGUACUUCCGCUUCGCGCGCCCGGGCUCCGUGCGCAUCGGGGCGACGAGUAGCGCCGAGAACGUCUAUGUCAGUGCCUACGUCAACGUGAACGGCACCGUCGCCAUCCCCGUCAUCAACGAGGCGCACUUCCCUUACCAGCUGACCAUCAAUCUGAGCGGGAUCAAUGCCUCCACCGCCACGGCCUAUCUGACGGAUAACGAGCACAAUGUGACAAUGGUCGGGCAGACGCCGAUUAGUGGGACGUUCGAGGCGACCGUGGAGCCGAGGGCGAUGAAGACAUUCUUCUUGAGCUAG
This is a messenger RNA of Cladophialophora psammophila CBS 110553, 1410 nucleotides long. RefSeq lists its product as uncharacterized. NCBI's taxonomy places the organism in Eukaryota, Fungi, Ascomycota, Eurotiomycetes, Chaetothyriales, Herpotrichiellaceae. Gene Ontology annotation, biological process: sphingolipid metabolic process. The coding region runs from base 1 to 1410 and encodes 469 amino acids. The transcript has 4 exons. Gene Ontology annotation, molecular function: glucosylceramidase activity. The record is from RefSeq and is a predicted model, not a curated record.